Tupaia belangeri chinensis (Chinese tree shrew) is the source of this 534-nucleotide messenger RNA. Its product is annotated as nmrA-like family domain-containing protein 1. Gene Ontology annotation, cellular component: nucleus. NCBI's taxonomy places the organism in Eukaryota, Metazoa, Chordata, Mammalia, Scandentia, Tupaiidae. The transcript has 4 exons. The record is from RefSeq and is a predicted model, not a curated record. The annotation marks the transcript as partial.
AUGAGGUCCUGGUCUAUGUCCCCGGGGGAGCAGGCCGAGGGCUCAGCAUUUCCAGAGGCGCCUCUGGGCAGUACUGGAGCCGGCUUCCAUAAUGGAAAGCUGGUGGCCGACGUGGCCAAGCGUCUGGGGGUGAGGCACGUGGUGUUCAGCGGCCUGGAGAACGUGGGGCGGCUGACGGGCGGCAAGGUGGAGGUGCUGCACUUCGACGGGAAGGGCGAGGUGGAGGAGUAUUUCUGGUCCAUCGGCGUCCCCAUGACCAGCGUGCGCUUGGCAGCUUACUUCGAGAACUUCCUCUCUUUAUGGAAGCCUGCGAAGGCCCCUGCUGGCGAUCACUACACCUUGGCACUGCCCAUGGGGGACGUUCCGAUGGAUGGAAUCUCUGUUGCUGAUAUUGGUCCAGCCAUCUGCAGCAUUUUCCAGUCUCCAGAGGAGUUUCUAGGCAAGGCCGUGGGCCUCAGUGCAGAAGCUCUGACGGUUCAACAGUACGCUGAGGUUUUGUCCAAGAGUUUGGGGAAGGACGUCCGAGACGCAAAG